Dermatophagoides pteronyssinus (European house dust mite) is the source of this 1337-nucleotide messenger RNA. It is a transcript of the gene Set8, whose product is annotated as SET domain containing 8. Gene Ontology annotation, molecular function: transcription regulator activity; histone H4K20 methyltransferase activity; protein binding. Gene Ontology annotation, cellular component: polytene chromosome; nucleus. Gene Ontology annotation, biological process: regulation of transcription by RNA polymerase II; regulation of DNA damage response, signal transduction by p53 class mediator. NCBI's taxonomy places the organism in Eukaryota, Metazoa, Arthropoda, Arachnida, Sarcoptiformes, Pyroglyphidae. The record is from RefSeq and is a predicted model, not a curated record.
UUUUUUCAAAACACAUCUUAUGUUAUGAAUUUUUCUCUCACAAAAAAUUUUGUUUCAAAGAAAAUAAUAAUUAAAAUUUUCCUUGUUUAUCAUCAAAUUUUGUACAUUCAAAUGUUUCGAUGGACGAUAUAAUAAACGAUCGAAAUCAAAAUGACAUCAUCACCAUUAGCAUUACACAUAUCGAUUCCUAAUAAAUCGGUUAUCGUUCGCAAUAAUCAUUUUCAACGUUCUAUCGAUGAAAUGAUUAAUGAGAAAAAAUCCGAAAAUGAAGAAGAAAAAGAUGAGAUUAAAAUCGAAACACAAGAUGAAAAUUCACCAAUACAGAAUUCAUCAUCGAGCACCAGAAAUCUUACGAAAAAGCCAAAACGUCGUCGAAGAUUGUUUUCAGCAACCAAAACAAGACGAUCAUCGAAUAGAACUAAAACUAAUUUGAAUAAAAUUGAAAAUGAAAAUGAUGAAUCCGAAAAAAUUCUCAAAAAUAAUGAUGAUGACAAUUUGGAUACAAAAACUAUUAAUGGUGAUGAUAAAAAUGUUGAUGUAAAACGAAACAACAACCACCGACAACAAAAACAACAACCGAAUGGUGUUGAUAAACAACAAAUAAAGAAAUGUGAUAAUAUUUCAAAGCAAAAAUCAUCACAUAGGAUGACUAAACGACAACCAACUACAAUUACCACUUCUAAUAAUGUGAUUACGAAUUAUUUUCCGGUCAUUUCUCGACGAUUAUUGGCCGCUAAACUUAAAGAAGAAGAAUAUAAUCAACGUAUUAUUGAAUGUAUUGUAAAACAAACCGAUCCAUUCGACUAUUUAGCCAUUACUGAAUUUCAAUCAAAAGGAAAAGCAAUCAUUGCAAAAGAACCGAUACGAAAAGGUUCAUUUAUCUGUGAAUAUAGUGGUGAUUUGAUUGAUCUAGAUUCAGCCAAGAAACGUGAACUUGAAUACGAACAAAAUCAAGCCGGUUGUUAUAUGUAUUAUUUUAAUUGGAAUUCAACAAUCUGGUGUGUAGAUGCUACCAAACCGACUGAUCGUUUAGGUCGAUUAAUCAAUCAUUCAAGAAAAGCGCCUAAUUGUAAAACAAAAAUUUUUGAAUAUAAACAACGACCACAUUUGAUAUUUAUUGCAUUACGUGAUAUUAAUCAAGAUGAAGAAAUUCUUUAUGAUUAUGGUGAACGUGAUCCAAUGGCAAUCAAAUCACAUCCAUGGUUGACGGCUACAUAACGGAAAACAAAACCGAAUUUUUUUUUUUGUUUAUUUGUAUAUAUACAAUGUGUAUUAACUUUGAUCAUUAUAUCGUUUUUCACAUUUAAUUUUACUCGAACAAAUUUAUUUUUGUCUCC